Messenger RNA from Parnassius apollo (apollo), 639 nucleotides. The record is from the annotation of a GenBank genome assembly. Lineage: Eukaryota; Metazoa; Arthropoda; Insecta; Lepidoptera; Papilionidae.
AUGAUGUUUGGACUCCCGGAAGAUGCUGAUGAUUCCGAAGAUGGAUAUGAAGCGGAAGAUCCAGAUACUAAUUUGAAUUUAACUCGUGUCUUUGAGGAUGAAGACCUAUUUGAACAUCAAGGAAGCCGUGCAUCAGGACCGGCCUUAGUUCCAAACCCGAUUCCCGGUACAUCUUUGGACGAGAAUUGGGAAAAUGUCAGUCCAAAUAUUGAACGAUUUGAACGCCAGUCUGAAAACAGUCCCAUUCGCGGCCCGAUACGUCGUCGUCGUGUUCUCUCUUCAGAAUCCUCGUCGUCCUCGGAAAACGAAUCACAGAGUGAAACCUCAGCAGAUGAUGGUAACGACGACGAUUGGAAAAAAAUCAUGUGGUCAGCUGAGAGUAGACCUAAGGCUGAAGACUAUGAUCGAAUACCACUGAAAGCGAAAGAUUUCUUUCCUAGCAGGACAGCGCCGAUCGUAUAUUUUUCCAGAUUUUUUUCAGGCGAGGUAAUCAAUCAUAUAGUUGAGCAAACGAACUUAUAUGCAGCCCAGAAAAAGAGUAUGAAGUGGGAACCAGUGACGAGUGCUGAUAUAAAAGCCUUUAUUGGAAUGAUUAUAAUUAUGGGUCUCCAUGUUUUACCCUCCAUCGAUUUAUACUGA